CCUUGCGAGCUCCUCCGAGUUGUAAUUUGACAGCGAGCAGUGAUGUUUGUCUAAGAGGAUUGGUGGCCAGAAAUAAGCCACACUGUCUAAUGAGACACAGGGACGCAGCUGGGCAGGCUGCCAUGGCCUUUCUUGCGUGCGCCUUUCUCAUAAGCAACAUGGCCUCGUGCUGAAGAGGAUGGUCACAAAGUCUGAGGAACCAGAGGUCAGCGUGGAAUUUUGGGAUUUAAUGGAGAAGAUCCAAGUAAGCCCUGUAUUUGGAAAUGAGUGAAUCUGUGGAACUGUGAUUUCCUGCAAAGCAAAUGGGGAAUGUCUGUGGAUGUGUAAGAGCUGAGAAGGAAGAACAAUAUGUAGAUCCUGCCAAAACUCCUUUCAGCCCCGAAAAAUACUCUCCCGGAAGAAAAUAUUUCAGAAGAAAACUGAUCAAGAAAGUUGUAGAUGACACAGAGCCAGUCGAGCCAAACCAUGAAAAUGAAGGAAAGCAGAGAAGCAGCACUCGGCUCUCGAGGGAACAGCCAGCUCUUUCAUCCCGGCGACUGGUACGGGAAGAAUCCGCUACCCCAGCCCUCACACGGGAAGGUGGUAUUCAACCAGGGAAGACAGACGGAGUAGCUGGCAGUGUGCAGCACAAACUUCUGCCCGGUGCUGCGAGCAGUGGGUCUCACCGGGUGAACAUCUCUCCUGCUAAAGACAGUGAAACAGGAGCCAAAGUCAGUGAGCAGGAUGAAAGGAUUUCAGAAAAAGACAGCGCUCCGUACGGUGCAAAGGGGAAGAAACACUUAGAGGAUGUCAGCCCAAGAGACAUAACAUUCCAGAGCAGAACUGACCUUUUUCCUUUCCCAAAGGCAGCCAGCUUAAAUCCCACCCACUGUGCUACAGAGAGAUCACUUGAAGAAAGUGGGUUCUCGGAAGACCCAUCCCAAAAUGAUAGCAGUGGGCAAGAAAAGCCAAACACUGAGAGAUUUCGCCCGCAUGCAAUACAGCAUUUUCAGGUUGAAAAAAAGACAUGUCAUUCCCUCUGUACUAAUGUGCCCUCUACUUCCAAGGACACAGGUGAAAAUGAGAUAUCUGAUAUCCAUGUUACUGGAGAGUCAGAGGAUAUGUCUGCGAAAGAAAGAUUGCUGCUCUGGACACAGCAGGCAACAGAGGGUUAUGCUGGCAUACGGUGCGAAAAUUUCACUACCUGCUGGAGAGAUGGAAAGCUGUUUAAUGCCAUCAUUCAUAAAUACAGGCCGGACCUGAUAGACAUGAAUACUGUUGCUGUUCAAAGCAACCUUGCAAAUUUAGAGCACGCUUUUUAUGUAGCAGAAAAAAUUGGCGUUAACAGACUCCUGGAUCCUGAAGAUGUUGAUGUUUCCUCUCCUGAUGAAAAAUCCGUAAUAACGUAUGUGUCAUCUCUCUAUGAUGCAUUUCCCAAAGUCCCUGAAGGUGGUGAAGGCAUCGGUGCAAAUGAUGUUGAAGUCAAAUGGAUUGAAUAUCAGAAUAUGGUGAACUACCUCAUCCAGUGGAUUCGACACCAUGUGACCACAAUGUCUGAGAGAGCAUUUCCCAAUAAUCCCGUAGAACUGAAGGCACUUUACAAUCAGUAUUUACAGUUUAAAGAAACAGAAAUUCCCCCAAAGGAGACAGAAAAAUCAAAAAUCAAACGCCUAUAUAAAUUAUUAGAGAUUUGGAUAGAAUUUGGACGCAUCAAACUCCUUCAAGGUUAUCAUCCAAAUGACAUAGAAAAAGAGUGGGGGAAGCUCAUCAUUGCCAUGCUCGAGAGGGAGAAGGCGCUGCGUCCAGAAGUAGAAAGGUUGGAAAUGUUACAGCAGAUUGCCCACCGAGUUCAAAGGGACAGUGUCAUCUGUGGAGACAAACUGAUACUUGCUCGAAAUGCUCUUCAGGCUGAUUCUAAAAGAUUAGAAUCGGGGGUGCAGUUUCAGAAUGAAGCAGAAAUUGCCGGCUAUAUACUUGAAUGUGAGAACCUCUUACGCCAGCAUGUAAUCGAUGUGCAGAUACUGAUUGAUGGAAAAUACUACCAUGCAGAUCAGUUGGUACAGAGGGUCGCAAAACUGCGCGAUGAAAUUAUGGCCUUAAGGAAUGAAUGUUCCUCAGUGUACAGCAAAGGACGCAUGCUGACGACAGAACAGACGAAGCUCAUGAUAUCAGGAAUCACUCAAAGUUUAAACUCAGGAUUUGCACAGACCUUAAACCCCAGUCUGAACUCAGGGCUGACCCAGAGUUUAACGCCUUCCCUGACCCCUUCUAGUGUGAAAUCUGGCCUGUCAUCAGGUCUGACUUCCCGCCUGACUCCAUCCCUCACUCCAGUUUAUACACCUGGUUUCCCAACAGGAUUAGUUCCAAAUUUUAAUUCAGGAGUAGAGACAAAUGCAUUGCAAACCCUGAAGUUGAUGCAGAUCCGAAAGCCCCUUCUAAAGUCUUCUUUGUUGGAUCAGAACUUAACAGAAGAGGAAAUCAACAUGAAAUUUGUUCAGGAUCUUUUGAAUUGGGUUGAUGAGAUGCAGGGGCAGCUGGACCGCACUGAAUGGGGAUCAGAUUUGCCAAGUGUUGAAAGCCAUUUAGAAAAUCAUAAAAAUGUUCACCGAGCUAUUGAAGAAUUUGAAUGUAGCCUUAAAGAAGCUAAGAUCAGUGAGAUCCAAAUGACGGCGCCUCUUAAGCUAACUUACGCAGAAAAGUUGCACAGGUUAGAGAGUCUGUAUGCAAAACUGUUGAACACAUCCAGGAAUCAGGAACGGCACCUUGAUACCCUCCAUAAUUUUAUAACUCGUGCCACGAAUGAACUUAUUUGGUUGAAUGAAAAAGAAGAAGAGGAAGUUGCUUAUGACUGGAGUGAAAGAAAUACCCACAUAUCCCGGAAAAAAGAUUACCAUGCUGAAUUAAUGAGAGAACUGGAGCAAAAGGAAGAAAAUAUUAAGUCAGUUCAGGAGAUAGCAGAGCAGCUACUUCUGGAAAACCACCCAGCCCGAUUAACUAUUGAGGCCUACCGAGCGGCAAUGCAGACACAGUGGAGCUGGGUCUUGCAGCUCUGCCAGUGUGUGGAGCAGCACAUAAAGGAGAACACCGCCUAUUUCGAGUUUUUCAAUGACGCCAAAGAAGCCACUGAUUACUUGAGGAAUCUGAAAGAUGCCAUUCAGCGGAAGUACAGCUGUGAUAGAUCCAGCAGCAUUCACAAGCUGGAAGACCUUGUUCAGGAAUCAAUGGAGGAGAAAGAAGAGCUCUUGCAGUAUAAAAGCACAGUGGCAAGCCUGGUGGGGAGAGCAAAAACCAUAAUUCAGCUGAAGCCAAGGAAUCCUGACUGUCCACUCAAAACAUCUAUUCCAAUCAAAGCCAUCUGUGACUACAGACAAAUUGAGAUAACCAUUUACAAAGACGAUGAAUGUGUUCUGGCAAACAACUCUCAUCGCGCUAAAUGGAAGGUCAUCAGCCCCACAGGGAAUGAGGCCAUGGUCCCCUCUGUGUGCUUCUCAGUCCCUCCACCAAACAAAGAAGCUGUUGACUUUGCAAACAGAAUUGAACAACAGUACCAGAAUGUCCUAACUCUUUGGCAUGAGACUCACAUAAACAUGAAGAGUGUAGUAUCCUGGCACUAUCUCAUCAACGAAAUUGAUAAAAUUCGAGCUAGCAAUGUGGCUUCAGUAAAGACAAUGUUACCUGGUGAACAUCAGCAAGUACUGAGUAAUCUACAGUCUCGUUUUGAAGAUUUUCUGGAAGAUAGCCAGGAAUCCCAGAUAUUUUCAGGCCCAGAUAUCACACAGCUGGAAAAGGAGGUUAAUGUGUGUAAGCAGUAUUACCAAGAACUUCUGAAAUCUGCAGAAAGAGAGGAGCAAGAGGAAUCAGUUUAUAAUCUCUACAUCUCUGAAGUGAGAAACAUUAGACUGCGGUUAGAGAACUGUGAAGAUCGGUUGAUCAGACAGAUCCGAACUCCACUGGAAAGAGACGAUUUGCAUGAAAGCGUGUUCAGAAUCACAGAGCAGGAGAAACUAAAGAAAGAGCUGGAGCAUCUUAAAGAUGAUUUGGGAACAAUCACAAAUAAAUGUGAAGACUUUUUCAGUCAGGCAGCAGCCUCUACAUCAGUCCCUACCUUACGCUCUGAGCUGAGUGUGGUCCUUCAGAACAUGAACCAAGUCUACUCUAUGUCUUCCAUCUACAUAGAGAAGUUGAAAACUGUUAAUUUGGUGUUAAAAUACACUCAAGCUGCAGAAGCCCUUGUAAAACUGUAUGAAAUGAAACUGUGUGAAGAAGAAGCAGUGACAGCAGACAAGAAUAAUAUUGAGAAUCUAAUAAGUACUUUAAAGCAAUGGCGGGCUGAAGUAGAUGAAAAGAGAGAGGUAUUCCACUCAUUGGAGGAUGAGCUGCAGAAGGCUAAAGCCAUCAGUGAUGAAAUGUUUAAGACAUACAAAGAACGGGACCUUGAUUUUGACUGGCACAAAGAAAAGGCUGAUCAGUUAGCCGAAAGGUGGCAAAAUGUUCAUGUUCAGAUUGACAACAGGUUACGGGACUUAGAAGGCAUUGGCAAAUCGCUGAAGUACUACAGAGAUACCUAUCACCCUUUAGAUGACUGGAUCCAACAAGUUGAAAUUACUCAGAGGAAGAUUCAGGAAAAUCAGCCUGAAAAUAGUAAAACCCUAGCCACACAGCUGAAUCAACAGAAGAUGCUGGUGUCAGAAAUAGAAAUGAAACAGAGCAAAAUGGAUGAAUGUCAAAAAUAUGCAGAACAGUACUCAAUUGCGGUGAAGGACUACGAAUUACAAACAAUGACCUACCGGGCCAUGGUAGAUUCACAACAAAAGUCUCCAGUGAAACGCCGGAGAAUGCAGAGCUCCGCAGAUCUCAUCAUCCAAGAGUUCAUGGACCUACGAACACGAUAUACUGCUCUGCUCACCCUCAUGACACAAUAUAUUAAAUUUGCUGGUGAUUCAUUGAAGAGGCUGGAAGAGGAAGAGAAGUCACUGGAAGAAGAAAAAAAAGAGCAUGUUGAAAAAGCCAAAGAAUUACAGAAAUGGGUGUCAAAUAUCAGCAAGAUGUUGAGAGAUGGAGAGAAGGCUGGGAAAUCUCCCUUCUCUAAGCAAAAGAUUUCCAGUGAAGAAAUAUUAACCAAGAAGGAACAAUUAUCGGAGGCACUUCAAACCAUGCAGAUAUUUUUGGCUAAACAUGGAGACAAAUUGACAGAUGAAGAAAGAAAUGAACUGGAAAAACAAAUGAAAACUCUCCAAGAAAGUUAUAAUUUAUUCUUUAGUGACUCUCUGAAACAACUACAAGAAUCACAAACCACAGGAGAUGUAAAGGUAGAAGAGAAGCUGGAUAAAGUGAUUGCAGGCACCAUUGACCAGACAACUGGAGAAGUCCUUUCCAUCUUUCAGGCAGUUUUAAAAGGCCUUAUCGACUAUGACACAGGAAUAAGGUUGCUUGAGACACAGCUAAUGAUUUCCGGUCUAAUUUCACCAGAAUUAAGGCAAUGCUUUGACCUCAGAGGUGCCAAAAGUCAAGGCCUCAUUGAUGAACAAGUUCUGUGCCAACUCAAAGAACUGAAUCAAGCAAAGGAGAUUAUUUCUGCUGUGCCUUCCACCACAAUUCCAGUGCUGGAUGCUCUGGCUCAAGGCGUGAUAUCAGAGUCCAUGGCCAUCAGAGUUCUUGAGAUACUGCUGUCCACAGGCUCACUAGUCAUUCCAGUCACAGGGGAGCAGUUGACCCUCCAGAAGGCUUUCCAACAGAACAUGGUUUCCUCAGCAUUAUUUUCUAAAGUCUUGGAAAGGCAAAAGAUGUACAAAGACCUUAUCGAUCCAUGUACCUCUGAGAAGGUGUCUUUAGUAGAUAUUAUGGAAAGAAGUAUUUUACAGGAAAACACUGGGUUGCGGCUUCUACCUGUGAGGCCACAAGAAGGAGGCAGAAUAACUUUAAAAUGUGGAAGGAGCAUUAGCAUUUUAAGGGCAGCUCAUGAAGGUCUCAUAGACCGUGAAACCAUGUUUCGGUUGUUAGGUGCACAGCUUUUUUCUGGAGGUCUGAUCAAUUGCAACUCUGGUGAAAGAAUGACUGUUGAAGAAGCUGUGGCAGAUGGGGUGAUUGACAGAGAUACUGCUAACAGCAUUCUAACAUACCAGGUUCAGACAGGUGGGAUCAUCCACUCAAACCCUGCCAAACGUUUAACUGUAGAUGAAGCAGUCCAGUGUGAUUUAAUAACUUCGAGCAGUGCUCUUUUGGUACUCGAGGCUCAGCGAGGCUAUGUUGGACUCAUUUGGCCUCACUCUGGUGAAAUAUUUCCCGCAUCUUCUUCCCUGCAGCAGAAAUUGAUUACAAAUGAAUUGGCUUACAAAAUCCUGAAUGGUAGGCAGAAAAUAGCUGCUCUUUAUAUUCCAGAAACUUCUCAAGUCAUCGGUUUAGAUGUGGCGCAGCAGUUAGGAAUUAUAGAUAACAACACAACAUUGAUUUUAAAAAGUAUAAUGCUGCCCGAUAAAAUGCCAGAUUUGGGAGAUUUAGAAGCCUGUAAGAAUGCCAGAAGAUGGCUCUCUUUUUGUAAAUUCCAACCAUCUAUAGUCCAUGAUUAUAGGCAAGAAGAAGAUAGUUUUGAUGGAGAAGAGCCAGUGGCAACUCAGAGUUCAGAACAGACUAAAAAAAUGUUCCUGUCUUACUUGAUGAUUAAUAGCUACAUGGAUGCAAACACAGGGCAGAGGCUGUUGCUGUAUGAUGGAGACUUGAAUGAGGCUGUUGGUAUGCUACUAGAAGGCUGUAGUACAGAAUUUGAUGAGGAUACACCCAUAAAGGAAUGUAUUGAUGCCUUAAGACUCCCUGGCAUAUUUCUGAAUAAUGCCCCAAGUAAAGAAAUGGAUGAAAGUAUAACUUCAUCAAGUAGUUUUGACAAAUGCCAUUGCGGAGAACCUAAACCUAAAGAAAUUCCUGAAAAUAGAAAGCAUGCCUUAGAAGAAGAGUUUAAUGAAAUGGGAACUAAUGUUCUCAGUGAAUUUUGUCAGUCGGAAAACCUGAUACAUAUAAUGGUAGCAGAUCAUAAAGUUAAGAAUUCAUCUAGCGUGAAUGUUCUCAAUUCUGCAUCCUAUUUUACACAGUCUGGACUUGCAGACUCUGAAAAUAUACCUAAAAACUGUGAAAGUCAAAGUCAACUUGAAAAAAAUGAACAUGCAGCUGAAUGUAGUCAUUCUAAAAAUAUGCAAAACCUUGAAAGUGACUUGACAACAAAUUCCAUAGUGAAAUCAAAAACUAGUAGCAUCUGUAACUUGAAAGAAACAGAGACUGAAGAUAAUAUAGACAAGGAGUCACCUGUCUUUGACUAUUCCCCCAGGCUGAGUGCCUUAUUAAGUCAUGAUAAACUGAGGAAUGAUUGGGGAAGUUUUAAUGAUUUACACACCGCAGAGAACAAUGGAAAUAAAUGGGAAGCCUCUACAGUGCCAUCCAACGACCAGUCCACAUUAUUGGGUCCAAGAAUGGGAGAAAAACCUCAAGACCAGUUUCUAGGAAUUGCAGCUAUUAACAUUAGUUUGAAGGAAGAACACUGUGGACAAAAAUCUUUAAAUACUGCUCAUAGUGAUCCCCAGGUACAAUAUCACAGUGACAAAGCUAUUUCAGAUACUAGUGGGGAAGAUGAAAAAAUGCAUGCUGCUUCUCAACAGAAACCUGAAGACAUGCAAAAUGAGUCCGCAGUGGAGGAGUUCUCCUGUGCCGUAACACCAACAGGUGAUCCUGAUCAUGCCAGUGCAUCUCGUGUUUAUGGCACAUCAUCGCUUGAAGAAACUGCUGGUGCUGGUGACUAUGAAAUGUCCCUACUGGAUGAUCAGCAGAGGGACACCGAAACAGACACUGAUAGCGACGAUGAUUUUUAUGAUACUCCCUUGUUUGAAGACGAUGACCAUGAUUCUCUGCUUCUUGAAAGUGAUGAUUGUGAUUGUCUGCAACCCGAGGACUAUGACACACUGCAAGAGGAAAAUGAUGGGGCUGCCUGUCCUGGCAGUGUUUUUUAUGAUGUUCCCAGAGAGGAUGAAAAGCCUAUGGUGAUUCAGGGGGGGCUAGUUGAUAGCUUAAGAGUGAGGGGGAAAGCCCAGUCUUUUCAGGAUUGUCUCAUAGGUAUGGAGAAAGCGGAAUUAGAUUCUGAUGAAAGAAUACCUUUAAAUUCAGUCGGCUCAUCUAAGAUCAACGAACAGUUGUUGGAAACUGAAUCAGAAAGGGAAAGUACAGAUAAUCUAGAAGGUGAUGAGUCUGACUUACUGACUGAUUCUGAAAUAGUGGGAAGGAACGAUAGCUUCAGUGCUUCAUUAAAAUUUGAUGACACUGGCUGUUGGGGAGGGAGAAAAGAAGAAGGAUAUGUAACUGGACAAGAAUUGAAAUCUGAUACUGAUCAUUUUGAUUCUAUGCAAUAUGAAGAAAGUUAUGGGGAUUAUUUGUGUGACAGUAAUGGUCAGAAUGAUGACGAUGAUGAUGAUGAUGAUGAUGAUGAUGAUGAUGAUGAAGAAGAAGAAGAAGAAGAAGAAGAAGAAGAAGAAGAAGAAGGAGUAGGAGAUGAGAAGGAAAAGACCAUGUACCAAGAUGAGGCUGAUGGUAUGGAUAUCCAGUUGUGUGCUGCCACUGUGAAAGAAAGGGAAAACAGCCAUGAAAAUCAAAGUAUUAAUGAAAUGAUUCUCCUGAGUAAAAAGCAAAAUUAUAGUUCUCUAGAAAAACAGCAAAGUAUAAAUGUUUUACAGCGAGAACCAAGUAGUAAAAGCUUAGUUACUGAAAGAGGCAACCUUCCAGAAUAUACAACUGAGGUGGUUGGAAGAAGCAAAGAAAAUCUGUUGAGUCCUGAGAUGGCCGUUAAGGAUAUAUUGCUGCCUACCGUUAAAGACACUGAAUCAGAACCCACCUUUGGCCCUGGAAGUAUUUUACAUAACACUGAUAUUCGUUCAACUUCUGAUCAAAUCAUUGGCUCUGAGACUGUUUUAAUAGGAAAACCUGCUGAGGAAAGCCAUUUGUCAUCUGUGGACUCUGUAACUGAUAAAGAUCAUCAAGGAAAUGGAAGAGAUGUAAUGAAAAAGAGAGAUGACAAAAGCAAUAUACUAACAGAAGAUGAAACAUCAAUUCAUAAAAUGUUCCCAGGUAAAGGAGAAGGGCUUAUGGAAGGUCAAGCAGAAGAUGAUAAACAUCUCAAUCUUUUGUCUAGUGAAAGUACGAGGGAGAGUCUUGAUUUAGUUACUCAGUUUCUGUUUCCACAGAUCACAACCAAUGAAGGACAUAAUCAUAAAGGAAGCCUUAAAAAAACAACUGUAGCUCUUAAAGAUGAACCAAAGAAUCUACAAACAAUUGUGAGUCAAAGUCCUGUUUCAUUUGGGAAUGUUGAAGAAAUAUUUGACUCAUCAGCUUCCAAAGUGAUCAGUGACAUUACUUCAGAUGUAUUGUCUGAAGGGAAUACAACGACUGAGAAUGAAUCACUCACUGAUGGACCUGAGAAAGAACUUGAUCUGUUUACUUAUUUAAAACAUUGUGCAAAAGAUGUAAAAGCAAAAGAUGUAUUGAAGCCACAUGAGGAUAUCCCAAGUGGUACUCUAAUAGCUUCCCCUCCCAUGAAAGAACACUUAGAGUUAGGAGUUGAUAAUGCAAAAGAGAAAGCAACCCUGACUCAAGAAGACUCACCUCUAGAUGAGAUGGCUCAACAGAAUGACCUUUGUACUAAAGAAUGUACCUCAGAAGGAGGAGCGGAAAUGCCUCAGUUCACACCAGAAAGAAAGGAAAGCACACUUUCAAUCUUACCUCUGAGAAAUGUGGAAGGCCUUGGAAUAAGAAGUGGUAACUCCAGUAACACUUUAAGCACAGACUGCACAUUCUCAGAAAUGAACCAUGAGAAAGAAAUAAUCAAGCAACAGCCACGAGAACAAGCCUUGUCUCCAGGAUUUCACGAAAAAGAGGUUCAGACCCCUGAAUUAUGUCAGGCAUUUGUUGAGGAUGUCAAGGACAUCUUAAAAAGUAGGUUGAAUGAAGGUCAUAUGAAUUCUCAAGAGGUUGGAGAACCUUCAGCUUGCGAGGAUACUGAAAUGUUAAUUCAAAGCUUAAUUAAAAGGGUUAGCACAUCACAGUUGGUAAAGGAUGCAGCUAGUCUGCCCAGCGACGACUCUAAGAUCAGUGACUGUACUGGAAUUUCCCUCAUGAAUAACUCACCAGAACUAAGAGCAGAGAGUAGAGAUGAUCCGUUCUGUAUUGCAAAUCUUCAGUCUGAGCUUCUCCUUGAUAUACUUAAGCAAAAUCAGUAUAGCCAGAAAAUUACAGGAGCAUUUGAAUUGAUAAAAGAAUUAACGCAGAUGGAGUAUGAUCUAGAGAAAAGAGGUAUGACAUCUAAGGUAGUUCCACUGCAACUUGAAAAUAUUUUCUAUAAGCUGCUUGCUGAUGGCUACUCAGACAAAGCAGAACAGGUUGGAAACUUGAAUCAAAAAUCAUCUACUACUUUUGAGACGGUGCAUGAAAAACCACACAUUGUUAAUGAUCAUAAAAGCAAAGAAGGAAACCACAGUUCCCUUAAUUUACAGAAUAUAAAAGAAAUUGGACCAGAAAACUCUACUGUACGUGCAUCAGCCUUGUCAAGAGAUGAGAAGCUGGAGGAACAAUGCAAUGAUUUCCCAGACCAUCUGGAAUGUAUUUCAGGGUCAAAAGACAUGACUUCUGGAGAUAGCUCAAUGGAACAAUUAUCCAAUGAGCUACAGCAGUGUUUACAGCACACAUCAAAAAUGCACGAGUAUUUGGCUUUGCUUCAAGAUAUGAAGCCUCCCUUAGACAACCAAGAGUCUCUGGAUAACAGUCUAGAAGCUUUGAAGAAUCAGCUUAAGCAGUUAGAGACAUUUGAAUUGGGAUUGGCUCCAAUUGCUGUUAUUUUAAGAAAGGACAUGAAGUUGGCAGAAGAAUUUUUAAAGUCUCUUCCCAGUGACUUCCCCAGAAACCAUCGUGAGGAAUUGAGUGUAAGCCUCCAAAGUUUACAGAACGCCUUCUCUUCCCUCAGCGACGUAUCUUCAGAAAGAAUGAAACACCUUGUUCUGGCGAUUGACAGUGAAAUGUCGAAACUAGCCAUUUCCCAUGGAGAAUUUCUGCACAAACUGAAGUCGUUCUCACACUGGAUAUCAGAGAAGAGCAAAUUGGUGAAGGACAUGGAGCCAGUGAAUGUUCAAGAUACUGAGCAUGUAAAGAAAAGUUUGGAGUUUCUCAAGAACGUGUUAAAGGAGCUUGGACACACCAGAAUGCAGCUGGACACUACUGCCUUUGAUGUGCAGUUCUUCAUUUCUGAAUAUGCUCAAGAUCUGUCUCCCAGCCAGAGCAAACAGCUGCUGAGGCUCUUAAAUACAACUCAGAGGUGUUUUCUUGAUGUGCAGGAAUCAGUAACUACCCAGGUGGAACAUUUAGAGGCUCAGUUACAGCUAGAACAAGAUCUUGAUGAUCAGAAGAUCGUGGCAGAGCGCCAGCAGGAGUACAAAGAGAAACUCCAAGGAAUAUGUGAUCUCCUUACUCAGACUGAAAACCGCCUGAUUGGGCACCAGGAAUCCUUCGUGAUUGGCGACGGCACAGUUGAGUUAAAGAAGUACCAGUCCAAGCAAGAGGAAUUACAGAAAGAUAUGCAAGGAAGUGCACAGGCAUUGGCAGAAAUAGUGAAAAACACAGAGAACUUCCUGAAAGAGAAUGGUGAAAAGCUGUCACGGGAAGAUCAGGCUUUGAUUGAAGAGAAACUUAAGGAAGCUAAGAUAAAGUGUGAACAACUCAAUUUAAAGGCGGAGCAGUCGAAAAAGGAGCUGGAGAAAGCUGUGACGACAGCAAUCAAGGAAGAGACGGAAAAGGUUGCAGCUGUGAAGCAGCUGGAAGAGAGCAAAACCAAAAUAGAAAACCUUUUGGACUGGUUGUCACAUGUUGACAAAGACUCAGAAAGGGCGGGGAUAAAACAGAAACAGGUGAUUGAACAGAACGGGACUCAUUUCCAAGAAGGUGACAGCAAGUCGGAGAUGGGAGAAGAGGACGAAGUUAAUGGUAACCUGUUGGAAACUGAUGUGGAUGGGCCGGUUGCAACCACUGAGGAGAAUCUGAACCAGCAAUACCAGAAAGUUAAGGCCCAACACGAGAAGAUCAUCUCUCAGCAGCAAGCCGUCCUCCUGGCCACUCAGUCUGCACAAGCCUUGCUGGAGAAGCAGGGUCACUAUCUCUCUCCCGAGGACAAAGAGAAACUGCAGAAGAACAUGAAGGAACUGAAAGCGCACUACGAAACUGCACUGGCCGAGUCGGAGAAGAAAAUGAAGUUAACACAUUCUCUGCAGGAGGAAUUGGAGAAGUUCGACACGGAUUAUGGAGAGUUCGAGCACUGGCUGCAGCAGUCGGAGCAAGAGCUGGAAAACCUGCAGGCGGGGGCAGAUGACUUCAGUGGUUUAAUGACCAAACUGAAGAGGCAGAAGAGCUUCUCAGAAGAUGUUAUUUCUCACAAAGGCGACUUGAGGUACAUCACAAUUUCUGGAAACAGGGUGCUGGAAGCAGCCAAGUCUUGCAGCAAAAGAGAUGGCGGUGCCCAGGCCGACCUGCAUAAUACUGACACUUCUGCCGCUCACAGAGAAGUCCAGAGCAAAUUGGAUCGUGCCACGGAUCGGUUCAGGUCUCUCUACUCUAAGUGCAGUGUCCUUGGGAAUAAUCUUAAAGACCUGGUGGAUAAGUAUCAACACUAUGAAGAUGCUUCAUGUGGACUUCUUUCUGAGCUCCAGGCCUUCGAGGUCACAGCCAGCAAACACUUGUCUGAACCCAUUGCUGUGGACCCUAAAAACCUGCAAAGGCAGUUAGAAGAGACCAAGGCUCUGCAAGGACAGAUAUCAAGUCAGCAGGUGGCUGUAGAGAAACUGAAGAAAACAGCCGAAGUGCUUUUAGAUGCCAGGGGAUCUCUACUUCCAGCCAAGAAUGAUAUUCAGAAGACACUGGAUGACAUCGUGGGGAGAUACGACGAUCUGUCCAAGUGUGUGAAUGAACGAAAUGAGAAGCUCCAGAUAACCCUGACCCGCUCGCUGAGUGUGCAGGACGGCCUGGACGAGAUGCUGGACUGGAUGGCAGGUGUGGAGAGUUCUCUGCAGGAACCAGGCCAGGUGCCCUUGAACUCUGCUGCUCUUCAGGAUGUCAUCAGCAAGCACAUUAUGUUGGAACAGGACAUCGCGAGUCGCCAGAGCAGCAUAAAUGCCAUGAACGAGAAAGUGAAGAAAUUUAUGGAAACAACAGACCCGUCCACCGCAUCCUCACUGCAAGCCAAAAUGAAGGACCUGUCUGUUCGGUUUUCAGAAGCAAGUCAUAAACACAAAGAGAAACUGGCCAGCAUGGAGGAGCUGAAAACCAAAGUAGAACGGUUUGAGAGCCUCUCAGAAAAGCUUCAGACAUUUUUAGAGGCAAAAACUCAGGCUCUCACAGAGGCAGAUGUGCCAGGAAAAGACGUUACAGAACUGUCUCAGUAUAUGCAGGAAUCGACUUCUGAAUUCUUAGAACACAAAAAAGAUCUUGAAGUUUUGCAGAGUCUCUUAAAGGAGAUAUCCAACCAUGGCUUACCAGGUGAUAAGGCCCUGGUGUUUGAAAAAACAAAUAAUUUGUCAAAGAAAUUUAAAGAAAUGGAGGAUACCAUCAAAGAAAAAAAAGAAGCUGUGUCUUCUUGUCAAGAACAGAUGGACGCCUUCCAGGUCCUUGUUAAAUCAUUAAAGUCCUGGAUCAAAGAAACAACAGAAAGAGUUCCCAUCGUGCAGCCUUCCUUCGGUGCAGAGGAUUUAGAAAAAUCGUUGGAAGAAACUAAGAAAUUACAAGAGAAGUGGAGUUUGAAAACACCAGAGAUUCAGAAAGUAAACGACAGUGGGAUUUCACUAUGUAACCUAAUAAGUGCCGUGACUACUCCGGCAAAGGCAAUAGCAGCAGUUAAAUCAGGUGGAGUAAUAUUAAAUGGUGAAGGGACAGCCACCGAUACUCAGGAAAUUUUGGCAAAUAAAGGAUUAACAUCUAUUAAAAAAGACAUGACUGACAUAAGCCACAGUUAUGAAGAUCUUGGCCUCUUACUUAAGGACAAAAUAGCCGAACUGAGUACUAAACUCACCAAAUUGCAAAAGGCUCAGGAAGAAUCAAGUGCAAUGAUGCAGUGGUUACAGAAGAUGAACAAAACUGCAGCAAAAUGGCACCAGGCACCUACACCUACAGAUACCGAAGCUGUGAAGACCCAAGUUGAGCAGAAUAAGUCAUUUGAGGCAGAACUGAAACAAAAUGUAAACAAAGUCCAGGAGCUGAAAGACAAGUUGACAGAGCUGUUGGAGGAGAACCCAGACACUCCUGAGGCCCCCAAAUGGAAGCAGAUGUUGACAGAAAUAGAUUCUAAGUGGCAAGAACUCAAUCAAUUGACAGUUGAUAGACAACAAAAACUAGAAGAAUCCUCUAAUAAUCUAACUCAGUUCCAGACCGGAGAGGCUCAGUUAAAACAGUGGCUUGUGGAAAAAGAACUGAUGGUCAGUGUUCUUGGGCCCUUGUCCAUUGACCCAAAUAUGCUGAACACACAAAGGCAGCAGGUGCAGAUUCUGCUGCAAGAAUUUGAUACCCGGAAACCUCAGUAUGAGCAGCUCACGGCAGCGGGCCAGGGCAUUCUGAGCCGACCUGGUGAACACCCUGCUUUCCAUGGGAUUGUGAGAGAGCAGCUAGCAGCUGUGACCCAGAAAUGGGACAGCCUCACAGGACAGUUGAGUGACAGAUGUGACUGGAUCGACCAAGCCAUUGUCAAAAGCACACAGUACCAAAGCCUGCUGAGAAGCCUUUCUGAUAAACUGGGGGACUUGGACAACAAGCUCAGCAGCAGUGUGGCUGUGAGCACACACCCUGAUGCUAUGAACCAGCAGUUGGAAACAGCCCAAAAAAUGAAGCAGGAAAUAGAGCAGGAGGCGAAGCAGAUACAAGUGGCCCAGGCCCUCUGUGAGGAGCUGUCAGCCCUGGUUAAAGAGGAGUACCUGAAAGCAGAACUCAGUCGGCAGCUAGAAGGCAUCUUAAAGUCAUUCAAGGAUAUUGAACAAAGAGCAGAGCAUCAUGUCCAGCACCUUCAGUUGGCCUGUGCCAGCUCUCAUCAGUUUCAGCAGAUGUCUAGAGAUUUUCAGGCUUGGCUGGAUACAAAGAAGGCAGAACUACACAAGUCCCACCCAGUAUCAGCUAAACUCGAUGUCUUGGAGUCCUUAAUGAAAGAUCAGAAAGACUUUAAUAAAACAUUGACUACUCAGUCUAGUAUUUAUGAAAAAACCAUUGCAGAAGGUGAAAAUCUGUUAUUAGAAACACAAGGGUCUGAGAAGGCAGCCUUACAGUUACAACUUAACACAAUUAAAACCAAUUGGGAUGGAUUUAAUAAGCAGGUGAAAGAAAGAGAAGACAAGGUAAAAGAUUGCUUGGGGAAAGCCCUCAAGUAUAAAGAACACGUGGAGACUCUCCGGCCGUGGAUAGAUAAAUGUCAAAAUAGCCUGGAGGAGAUAAAAUUUUACCUGGAUCCUGCUGAAACAGAGAAUUCUAUUGCCAAGUUAAAGUCUCUGCAGAAGGACAUGGACCAGCACUUUGGGAUGGUGGAAUUGCUGAACAACGCAGCUAACAGCUUGCUCAGUGUCUGUGAGACCGAUAAAGAGGUGGUUACAGAAGAGAAUAAAUCACUGAACCAGAAGGUAGACGUGGUCACUGAACAACUUCACACUAAGAAAUUCUCUCUGGAGAACAUGGCCCAGAAGUUUAAAGAAUUUCAAGAAGUGUCCAAAGAAGCUAAAAGGCAGCUUCAGUGUGCAAAGGAACAGCUAGAGGCCCAUGAGUCUCUAGGACCCCAGGCUUACAGUAGCAAAUACCUGACCAUGUUGCAGACACAGCAGAAAUCACUUCAGACCUUGAAGCAACAGGUAGAUUUGGCCAAAGGCCUUGCACAGGACCUGGUGGCGGAAGCCUCAGACUCAAAGGGAGCCUCUGAUGUUUUAUUACAAGCAGAAACCUUAGCUCAAGAGCAUAAUGUCCUAAGCCAGCAGGUUGAUGAGAAGUGUUCAUUCUUAGAAACCAAGCUUCAGGGUAUUGGACAUUUCCAGAAUACCAUCCGGGAAAUGUUUUCUCAGUUUGCAGAGUUUGAUGAUGAACUAGAUAGCAUGGCCCCAGUGGCGAGAGAUGUAGAGACGUUACAAAAGCAGAAGGAGGCCAUUACGGCCUUCCGGAAGAAACUAGAAGCCCUCAUAGCUAGCAACGACAAUGCCAACAAAACCUGCAAGCUGAUGCUGGCCACGGAAGAAACCUCUCCUGAUCUUGUGGGAAUCAAAAGGGACUUGGAGGCUCUCAGCAAACAGUGCAACAAGUUGCUGGACCGAGCACAAGCCAGAGAGGAGCAGGUGGACGGGACAAUUGAGCGUCUCAGCGAUUUCUACAGCAAAUUGAAGGAAUUUUCUACUCUGCUUCAGAAGGCCGAAGAACUUGAGGACUCUCAAGGCCCCGUUGCUAUGGAAACAGAGACCAUCAACCAGCAGCUUAAUGUGUUCAAGGUAUUCCAGAAAGAAGAGAUUGAACCCUUGCAGGUUAAACAGCAAGAUGUAAACUGGUUGGGCCAGGGCCUAAUUCAGAGUGCUGCUAACAGCACCAGCACCCAAGGUUUGGAGCAGGACCUGGACGAUGUCAAUGCCAGGUGGAAGACUCUCAAUAAAAAGGUGGCUCAGCGAGCAGCCCAGCUGCAGGAGGCCCUGCUGCACUGCGGGAGGUUCCAGGAUGCCUUGGAGUCCCUGCUCAGCUGGAUGGUGGACACCGAGGAGCUUGUGGCCAAUCAGAAGCCACCAUCGGCUGAGUUCAAAGUGGUGAAGGCCCAGAUACAAGAGCAAAAGCUUCUCCAAAGAUUGUUGGAUGACCGCAAAUCUACUGUAGAGGUAAUCAAACGAGAAGGAGAAAAAAUUGCUGCCACAGCAGAACCUGCAGAUAAAGUAAAGAUUUUGAAACAACUGAGUCUCUUGGAUAGUAGAUGGGAGGCAUUGCUUAAUAAAGCUGAAACAAGGAAUCGUCAGUUGGAAGGUAUCUCGGUGGUAGCACAACAAUUUCAUGAAACCUUAGAACCACUGAAUGAGUGGCUUACAACCAUAGAAAAGAGGCUGGCGAAUUGUGAGCCCAUAGGAACCCAAGCGUCCAAACUGGAGGAACAAAUUGCACAGCACAAAGCCUUAGAAGAUGACAUCAUCAAUCACAACAAACAUUUACACCAGGCUAUUAGCAUUGGCCAAACCUUAAAGGUUUUGAGCUCCAGGGAGGAUAAAGAUAUGGUGCAGAAUAAAUUAGACUCCUCUCAAGUGUGGUACAUUGAGAUUCAAGAGAAGAGUCACAGCAGGUCUGAGCUCCUCCAGCAGGCCUUGUGUAAUGCUAAGAUUUUUGGGGAAGAUGAAGUGGAGCUGAUGAAUUGGCUGAAUGAAGUACAUGACAAACUGAGCAAGCUCUCAGUCCAGGAUUACAGCACUGAGGGUCUGUGGGAGCAGCAGUCUGAACUUCGGGUUCUGCAAGAGGACAUACUACUCAGAAAACAAAAUGUAGAUCAGGCAUUACUAAAUGGUUUAGAACUACUUAAACAAACAACAGGUGAUGAAGUUUUAAUAAUUCAAGAUAAAUUGGAAGCCAUUAAAGCAAGGUACAAAGACAUUACUAAAUUGAGCACGGAUGUAGCCAAGACCCUGGAACAGGCCCUGCAGCUUGCAAGCCGGCUGCACUGCACACACGAGGAGCUCUGCACCUGGCUGGACAGAGUGGAGGUGGAAUUGCUUUCAUAUGAGACUCAGGCUCUGAAGGGAGAAGCUGCAAGCCAAGCGCAAGCGCGACAAAAAGAGCUGAAAAAGGAAGCUAAGAGCUGCAAAGCCUUAUUGGAUUCCCUUAAUGAAGUGAGCAGUGCCUUACUGGAACUGGUGCCCUGGAGAGCGAGGGAGGGGCUUGAAAAAAUGGUGGCGGAGGACAAUGAGCGCUACCGAUUAGUGAGCGACACCCUCACUCAGAAGGUGGAGGAGAUCGAUGCUGCCAUUCUGAGAUCACAGCAGUUUGACCAAGCGGCCGAUGCCGAGAUAUCCUGGAUUACUGAAACAGAAAAGAAAUUGAUGUCUCUGGGUGACAUCAGGCUUGAGCAAGACCAGACGGCCGCUCAGCUGCAGGUUCAAAAGGCAUUUACCAUGGAAAUUUUGAGACACAAGGAUAUUAUUGAUGAACUUGUUAAAUCUGGACAUAAAAUCAUGACCACGUGCAGUGAAGAAGAAAAGCAAUCAAUGAAGAAAAAACUGGACAAGAUAUUGAAGAACUAUGACUCCAUCUGCCAGAUAAACUCAGAGAGAUAUCUACAGCUGGAACGGGCACAGUCCCUGGUUAACCAGUUCUGGGAAACAUAUGAAGAACUUUGGCCAUGGCUGACAGAAACACAAAGAAUCAUCUCUCAGCUCCCUGCCCCAGCCCUUGAGUAUGAAACUCUAAGACAACAACAGGAAGAACAUCGGCAACUGCGAGAGUUGAUAGCCGAACACAAGCCUCAUAUAGAUAAGAUGAACAAAACUGGGCCACAGUUAUUGGAACUGAGCCCAGAGGAGGGCUUUUCUAUCCAAGAGAAGUAUGUGGCAGCUGACAGCCUUUACAGUCAAAUUAAAGAAGAUGUCAAAAAGCGAGCUGUGGCCCUGGAUGAAGCCAUUUCUCAAUCUACUCAGUUCCAUGACAAGAUAGACCAGAUUCUUGAGAGCCUGGACCGCAUCGUGGAGCGCUUGAGGCAGCCGCCCUCCAUCUCUGCCGAGGUGGAGAAGAUCAAGGAGCAGAUCAGUGAAAACAAGAACGUGUCGGUGGACAUGGAGAAGCUGCAGCCAUUGUAUGAGACUCUUAAACAGCGGGGAGAGGAAAUGAUUGCUCGAUCUGGGGGCACUGAUAAAGACAUAUCUGCCAGAGCUGUUCAGGAUAAGCUUGACCAAAUGGUUUUCAUUUGGGAGAACAUACACACGCUGGUGGAAGAAAGGGAAGCCAAACUACUGGAUGUAAUGGAAUUAGCAGAAAAGUUCUGGUGUGAUCACAUGUCCUUGGUCGUGACCACAAAAGAUACUCAGGAUUUCAUCCGGGAUCUGGAGGAUCCUGGAAUUGAUCCCUCCAUAGUGAAACAGCAGCAAGAAGCAGCAGAGGCCAUCAGGGAAGAAAUUGAUGGGCUCCAGGAAGAGCUGGAUAUCGUGAUUAACCUGGGCUCCGAACUCAUCACUGCGUGUGGGGAACCCGAUAAACCCAUUGUCAAGAAGAGUAUAGAUGAGUUAAAUUCAGCAUGGGAUUCUCUCAAUAAAGCUUGGAAAGACCGGGUGGACAGACUGGAGGAGGCGAUGAAGGCUGCUGUUCAGUACCAGGAUGGACUGCAGGCAAUAUUCGACUGGGUAGAUAUUGCAGGUGGUAAAUUAGCUGCAAUGUCUCCGAUCGGAACAGAUCUUGAAACUGUCAAGCAGCAGAUUGAAGAGCUGAAGCAAUUUAAGUCAGAGGCCUAUCAACAACAGAUAGAGAUGGAAAGACUGAACCAUCAAGCAGAGCUUUUGCUGAAGAAAGUAACAGAAGAAAGUGACAAACACACUGUUCAAGACCCAUUAAUGGAACUGAAAUUGAUAUGGGAUAGUCUGGAUGAGAGAAUUAUCAACAGACAGCAUAAGCUGGAGGGCGCCCUGUUAGCCCUGGGGCAGUUCCAACAUGCUCUGGACGAGCUCCUGGCGUGGCUGACACACACCGAGGGCUUGCUAAAUGAACAGAAACCUGUGGGAGGAGACCCUAAGGCCAUUGAAAUCGAACUUGCCAAGCAUCACGUGCUCCAAAAUGAUGUAUUAGCUCAUCAGUCCACAGUGGAAGCUGUUAAUAAAGCAGGAAAUGAUCUCAUUGAAUCAAGUGCAGGAGAAGAAGCAAGCAGCCUUCAGAACAAACUAGAGGUUUUGAAUCAACGCUGGCAAAAUGUUUUGGAAAAAACAGGACAACGGAAGCAGCAGCUGGAUGGUGCCUUGCGCCAGGCCAAAGGGUUCCAUGGCGAAAUUGAGGAUUUGCAGCAGUGGCUGACCGACACGGAGCGCCAUCUGUUAGCAUCCAAACCCCUGGGAGGUUUACCAGAAACGGCCAGGGAGCAGCUUAAUGCCCACAUGGAAAUCUGUGCCGCCUUUGAUGUGAAAGAAGAAACAUAUAAGAGUCUGAUGCAGAAAGGCCAACAGCUGCUUGCAAGAUGCCCCGAAUCUGCAGAGACAAAUAUUGACCAAGACAUAAAUAACUUGAAAGAAAAAUGGGAAUCGGUGGAAACCAAACUCAAUGAAAGGAAAACUAAACUGGAAGAAGCCCUCAACUUGGCAAUGGAGUUCCACAAUUCUCUCCAAGACUUCAUCAACUGGCUCACCCAGGCUGAACAGACCCUAAAUGUUGCUUCUCGGCCAAGUCUUAUCUUGGACACAGUCUUGUUUCAAAUCGAUGAACACAAGGUCUUCGCCAAUGAAGUAAAUUCUCACCGUGAGCAGAUAAUAGAGCUGGAUAAAACUGGAACCCACCUGAAAUAUUUUAGCCAGAAACAAGAUGUUGUCCUCAUUAAGAAUCUGCUCAUCAGUGUCCAGGGUCGAUGGGAAAAAGUGGUUCAACGGUUAGUAGAAAGAGGAAGAUCUUUGGAUGAAGCAAGGAAGAGGGCCAAGCAGUUCCAUGAAGCUUGGACUAAACUUAUGGAGUGGCUAGAGGAGUCGGAAAAGUCUUUGGAUUCUGAACUGGAAAUUGCCAACGAUCCAGACAAACUAAAGACACAACUCUCGCAGCAUAAGGAGUUUCAGAAAUCCCUUGGAGCCAAGCAUUCUGUGUACGACACCACCAACAGAACUGGACGUUCUCUGAAGGAGAAAACCUCCCUGGCUGAUGACAACCUGAAACUGGACGACAUGCUGAGUGAGCUCCGAGACAAGUGGGACACGAUCUGUGGAAAGUCCGUGGAAAGACAAAACAAAUUGGAGGAAGCGCUGUUAUUUUCCGGACAAUUCACAGAUGCCCUGCAGGCCCUCAUUGAUUGGUUAUAUAGAGUGGAGCCCCAGCUGGCAGAAGACCAGCCUGUCCAUGGAGACAUUGAUUUAGUGAUGAAUCUGAUCGAUAAUCACAAGGCCUUCCAAAAGGAACUGGGGAAGAGAACCAGCAGCGUGCAGGCCCUGAAGCGCUCGGCCCGGGAGCUCAUAGAAGGCAGCCGGGACGACUCCUCCUGGGUCCGGGUCCAGAUGCAGGAACUGAGCACACGCUGGGAGACCGUGUGCGCACUUUCUGUGUCAAAGCAAACUCGGUUAGAAGCAGCUCUGCGCCAGGCAGAGGAAUUCCAUUCGGUGGUGCAUGCCCUGUUGGAGUGGCUGGCUGAGGCGGAGCAAACCCUUCGUUUCCAUGGCGUUCUCCCAGAGGACGAGGAUGCUCUUCGGACUCUCAUUGAUCAGCAUAAAGAAUUCAUGAAGAAACUGGAGGAAAAACGAGCUGCCCUCAAUAAAGCGACCAGUAUGGGGGACGCCGUCCUGGCCAUCUGCCACCCCGACUCCAUCACCACCAUCAAGCACUGGAUAACCAUCAUCCGGGCCAGGUUUGAGGAGGUGCUGGCCUGGGCAAAGCAGCAUCAGCAGAGACUAGCAAGUGCUCUGGCUGGGCUCAUUGCCAAACAGGAGUUGCUGGAAGCUUUGCUGACUUGGCUGCAGUGGGCUGAAACCACGCUUAGUGAUAAGGACAAAGAAGCCAUCCCCCAGGAAAUUGAAGAGGUGAAGGCCCUCAUUGCAGAACACCAGACCUUCAUGGAGGAAAUGACCAGAAAACAGCCUGAUGUGGACAAAGUUACCAAGACCUACAAGAGGAGAGCAGCUGAUCCUUCCUCGUUGCAGUCCCACAUUCCCGUCUUGGAUAAGGGGCGAGCAGGAAGAAAACGCUUCCCAGCCUCCAGCUUAUAUCCCUCUGGGUCACAGACACAAAUUGAAACCAAGAAUCCCAGGGUCAACUUACUGGUGAGCAAAUGGCAGCAAGUCUGGCUCCUCGCAUUGGAAAGGAGGAGGAAGCUUAAUGACGCCUUGGACAGACUAGAGGAGCUGAGGGAAUUUGCCAACUUUGAUUUUGAUAUCUGGCGCAAAAAAUACAUGCGAUGGAUGAACCACAAGAAAUCUCGGGUGAUGGACUUCUUCAGGAGAAUUGAUAAAGACCAGGAUGGGAAAAUAACCCGACAAGAAUUUAUUGAUGGCAUUCUUUCCUCAAAGUUCCCUACCAGCCGCCUGGAGAUGAGCGCGGUGGCAGACAUCUUCGACAGAGACGGCGAUGGCUACAUUGACUACUAUGAGUUUGUGGCUGCCCUUCACCCAAAUAAGGAUGCAUACAAACCCGUCACCGAUGCUGACAAAAUCGAAGAUGAGGUGACGAGGGAGGUAGCUAAGUGUAAAUGUGCAAAACGAUUUCAAGUUGAACAGAUUGGAGACAACAAAUACAGGUUCUUCCUGGGAAAUCAGUUUGGAGACUCCCAGCAGCUGCGACUGGUCCGAAUCCUGCGAAGUACCGUGAUGGUUCGCGUCGGAGGCGGGUGGAUGGCACUGGAUGAGUUCUUGGUGAAAAACGAUCCUUGCAGGGUUCAUCAUCAUGGGACUAAAAUGUUACGUUCGGAAUCAAACUCUUCAAUUACUACUACUCAGCCUACUAUAGCGAAAGGAAGGACGAACAUGGAACUUCGGGAGAAGUUCAUUUUAGCAGACGGUGCCAGUCAGGGUAUGGCUGCUUUCCGACCCCGCGGCCGAAGAUCGCGGCCUUCAUCGCGUGGAGCUUCCCCCAACCGAUCAACAUCUGUGUCCAGUCCGGCUGUCCAGGCGGCCUCCCCGCAGGUCCAUGCCACCAGCACACCCAAGAUCCUCCAUCCUUUAACACGCAAUUAUGGUAAACCAUGGUUGACAAACAGCAAAAUGUCAACUCCUUGUAAGACAGCAGAGUGCUCAGACUUUUCCGUGCCAUCUGCAGAGGGAACACCAAUACAAGGAAGCAAGCUUCGACUUCCAGGAUAUUUAUCAGGGAAAGGCUUCCACUCUGGGGACGACAGUGGCUUGAUAACAACUGCAGCCGCCAGAGUCCGAACACAGUUUGCUGAUCCCAAGAAGACUCCCAGCCGACCAGGAAGCAGAGCGGGAAGCAAGGCUGGUAGCAGGGCCAGCAGCCGCCGAGGCAGUGAUGCGUCAGACUUUGACAUUUCAGAAAUCCAGUCCGUGUGCUCAGAUGUGGAGACUGCCCCCCAAACAUACAGACCUUCGCCCCGAGCAAGCUCUCGGCCGUCCACAGCCAAGCCUUCUAAAAUCCCUACACCCCAGAGGAAGUCACCGGCCAGCAAAUUGGACAAAUCCUCAAAAAGAUAGUGCCAUUGGUUCCACCAAGGCCCUUCCUUAAGCAUUUAUUAUUUAAGUUUUGAAAGAUGUAAAAUAUGAUGUAGAAAUUAUUGUGAAAUAUUGCAAGAGGUGAGUUUAAAAUUCUGCAGAUGGCCUUAUUUGUGUAUUUGUCUUUUUAUUUUAUCUGUAUAAUUUUUUGUCAGAUACUCUGGGGUUAAAGUCACAUUCUAUGUGAGGGGAAGGUAGAGUGUAACAUGCACUAACAUUUCUGCACUGUAACGUCGGGAGCACACACUAAAAUCAGUUCCCGUACCUGCAGGUAAGUCCACAUCCUCUAAAGCCACAGCCCUAUAUGGGUAGCUGACGUUAAGGAUACCUCAUGACUUUUUCUCGCUUUUGUGGAAACUCCGAAAUGGGGAAAGACACACACAAGGGAAUAUGUCAAGAUGAUUUUAAUGUAAACUAAAAGCUGGAGGGCAGAAAGACAGACACAUCCACACCCAGUUCUGUGAGUUGUAUCUGACAGAGAACUCCCAGGAAGUUACUCGGAAGCACCCACGAGAGCUAUGAUGGUCAGGACCCUUGCACCAUUUCUGUGCCAUUUCUUCACGUGAGGCCAGAGGUGUCCUGGACGGUAAACCUAUUAUACUGUAAAAAUAUCAUUAUAAAGUGCAUCCAUAUAACUGUGAGGUUUUCUUUUGCUUGAGUGGACAGUAGCACUUGUAUCAUUGAACUCAUUUUGUAUUAAAGCAAUUUUUGCUUGCAGAAAGCUAUGAAAUAAAACAUGUUCCUUAACCACAUUGCUAUGGAAUUAAUUUUUUUUCCCCCCCAGGGAAAAAUCCGUGUAUUUUUUUAUGAGCAAUAUCAAUUUGGAGUGACCAAAAGAUACUUAAAAAUGGGUUUAUUUUGAUUUCUCAUCUGAAAUAAUCAUGUUCUGGUAUUAUAUCUAUAUUUAAUAAAUAUAUACAUUUUAACUUAUUAUGUAUACUCACUAUAGAAAGAUAUUAGUAUGCAUUUAAUAAAACAUAUUCACUUGAACAUA
Messenger RNA from Myotis brandtii (Brandt's bat), 24351 nucleotides. RefSeq names its product dystonin (gene DST). The transcript is spliced from 97 exons. NCBI's taxonomy places the organism in Eukaryota, Metazoa, Chordata, Mammalia, Chiroptera, Vespertilionidae. Gene Ontology annotation, biological process: cytoplasmic microtubule organization; wound healing; hemidesmosome assembly. Bases 303 to 23339 code for a protein of 7678 amino acids. The record is from RefSeq and is a predicted model, not a curated record. Gene Ontology annotation, molecular function: microtubule binding; structural molecule activity; calcium ion binding. Gene Ontology annotation, cellular component: plasma membrane; cytoskeleton; focal adhesion.